Messenger RNA from Phoenix dactylifera (date palm), 1939 nucleotides. RefSeq names its product NAD+ transporter 1 (gene NDT1). The record is from RefSeq and is a predicted model, not a curated record. NCBI's taxonomy places the organism in Eukaryota, Viridiplantae, Streptophyta, Magnoliopsida, Arecales, Arecaceae. Gene Ontology annotation, biological process: nucleotide transport; transmembrane transport.
CGUCAAACAGGGAGCUUGGAAUUCCUCCCACGGUCACGAUGACCAAAAACAAUGGCCAGGAUCGCUUCUUCUCCGAGUUUCGGUGAUCACAAUACCUCGUUGUCCUACCUGAUCUAAAAGUCCGUCGAGAACGGGAGGGAGGGGGAGGGCGCGAAGGAGUCCGACCACGCGGGGGCGAAACAGAUCUGUCUAUUAAUGGCGUCGCCUCUCUCCCCUCCGGUCUCAUCGAAACCCUAGGUUUUUUUUUUCUUUUAGCGGCUGUAGCUACGGAUUCUUCUACCCAUCUCUCUUUGCUUCGCGCCGCCGAGGAGCUCGCCGCGAUAGCUUUCUGGCCAUGCGACGCUGGAUCGCCACAAUCUCCCUCUCGAGAGAGGAAACCCUAGCUUCACCGCGAAACCCUAGCCUAUCUUGGUCAUUCGAAUCGGAUUCCCGCGAUGUCUGCCGAGUCCCAUAGCCCCAGCACUAGGGGCCUUCUCUGCAAUGCUGCAGCCGGCGCCUCAGCCGGUGUUAUUGCGGCUACUUUCGUUUGCCCGUUGGAUGUGAUCAAGACGAGGUUUCAGGUCCAUGGAUUGGCCUCUCUCAAGAACAGUAGUGUUAAAGGAAGUCUUAUAAUUGGGAGCCUGGAACAAAUAGUUCGAAAGGAAGGUGUCCGUGGCAUGUAUCGUGGUCUUUCACCAACUGUGUUGGCAUUGCUUCCCAACUGGGCUGUUUACUUUACUGUCUAUGAGCAACUCAAAAGCUUGCUUUGUUCAGAUGAUGGAAGCCAUCAACUCUCUGUAGGUCACAAUAUGAUAGCUGCUUCUGGUGCUGGAGCUGCAACAACCAUUGCCACCAAUCCACUUUGGGUUGUCAAGACAAGAUUUCAAACUCAAGGAAUGAGAGGUGGGGUGGUGCCAUACCAGGGUACGCUUAAUGCUUUGAGGAGAAUAGCCCAUGAAGAAGGCAUAAGGGGCCUGUACAGUGGUCUUGUGCCUGCAUUGGCGGGAAUCAGUCAUGUUGCUAUCCAGUUUCCUACAUACGAAAAGAUAAAAACCUACCUGGCCAAGCGAGAUAAUACUACCAUCAAUUCACUCAGUGCUGGAGAUGUUGCUGUUGCUUCAUCUGUCUCUAAGAUAGCUGCAUCGACCUUGACAUAUCCACAUGAGGUGGUACGUUCAAGACUUCAAGAACAGGGAUUUCAUUCGGAAAUGCGAUAUAUGGGCGUAAUUGACUGCAUAAAGAAAGUACUUCAAGAAGAGGGUAUUCCUGGUUUUUAUCGUGGUUGUGCCACAAACCUGCUUCGAACCACUCCAGCAGCUGUAAUUACAUUCACCAGUUUUGAGAUGAUCCAUAGAUUCCUGAUUACGUUAUUCCCUCCUGAACAACAUCCACAUACACUCUAACUAUAGAUUAUACCCGGUUUGGAUCAUUUGAAAGGGAGUAUUCCAAUAAAUCAAUCCACCAAUUUGUUUUUCACUGUUCUUGACCUGCUACCCAUUCAUUUAUGGGAAGGCAUUAUAUCUUCCAGUUUUUACAGUAUGAUUGGAUCACUACACUUGCAUAGCUGGAAGUAAAAUAUGAUUUGGGUACAGUGAAAGAAAUCCACAUGCUAUCCAAUCGACGAAAAGCUUUCUUCAUUGAAGUAAUACCAUCAUGUGGAGAAAGGUGUGCAAGGUUUGAGCGGUGACAUUGUUCUUUUUUGGAAAACUGAAACAGAUACUGCAACAGAUUAAUGAUGAUGACAACCGUUGAAUAUACAUUAAAGCAGUUAUUGAGGAAUUCAUUUACUGAUAUGACAUCAGUUGCAAUUUUCGCCUCAAGUACAGGUUGCUUCAUUGCAAGCUAAGCUUGCUGGGCUUAUUGUCUUCUGCACUACAUUGUAUUGGAUUAUUUACCACUACGGUGGUAAAUCUGUGAACAUGUCCAUUGUAUUAGUAAUCAAAGUUAAUUUUAAUCUGGA